CUCAGAUGCUGCCUGACCUCUGUUCUUUUCCAGCAAUGCACUCUCUACUCCAGCAUCUGCAGUCCUCACAGUCUCCUUCCAGAUCUUGUGGGGUCAUUCUCCCUGGAUAGUUGCAAUGCUGGGUGGAUCCUAGAGUGGCGCUGUUCUUGGAUAGUUGAAAUGCCGGGUGGAUUGUUUUGGGGGUGCUGUUUGUGAUAGGUGUAGUGCCGGUUGGAUCCUGUGCGGGGGCGCGCGCUGUCUCCCAGUGGUUGCAGUACAUACAAAGUCCUGUGAGGGCGCUGUGUGUGCGUGUGCGCGAUUGCGCGCCUGCGCACCGCUACUGUCAAUAACAACAACAACAACAACAACUGGAGGCGGCGGUGGGAGUUGGGCCCCGAUUCUAGGCCUGGAUCGUUGUGUGGUCUCCGAACACUCGCACUUCACUGUGGAAGAAUUCAUAUUACUGCAUCAUGGCUACAGAGGAUUCAGGGUCUCCAUCAAAAUCUGUGUGUAAAAUCAUGACUUUCCAGCCCACAAUGGAAGAGUUCAAAAAUUUUUCGAAAUAUAUUGCAUACAUGGAAUCCCAGGGUGCACAUAGGGCUGGCCUCGCAAAGGUGAUUCCACCAAAAGAUUGGAAACCUAGAAGAAAUUAUGAUAACAUUGACAGUUUGGUUAUUCCUGCUCCAAUUCAACAAAUGGUCACUGGGCAGUCUGGUCUCUUUACCCAAUACAACAUACAGAAAAAACCAUUGACAGUAAAGGAAUUCAAAUGCUUGGCCAACAGUGAUAAAUACUGUACUCCUCGACACUUAGAUUAUGAAGAUCUUGAACGUAAAUACUGGAAAAAUUUGACCUUUGUAGCACCAAUUUAUGGAGCCGAUGUCAGUGGCAGCCUUUAUGAUGAGGAUGUCAAUGAGUGGAAUAUCAGUCGUUUGAAUACUAUUUUGGAUGUGGUAGCAGAAGAAAGCGGCAUAGCUAUUGAAGGUGUAAAUACACCAUAUUUGUACUUCGGCAUGUGGAAAACAACAUUUGCAUGGCAUACUGAAGAUAUGGAUCUGUACAGCAUUAACUAUCUGCAUUUUGGAGAGCCAAAAUCUUGGUAUGCGGUACCUCCUGAACAAGGGAAGAGGCUAGAACGUCUUGCACAAGGUUUCUUUCCGAGUAGUUCCCAAGGAUGUGAUGCUUUCCUACGUCACAAGAUGACUCUUAUCUCUCCAUCCAUACUCAAAAAGUAUGGCAUCCCUUUUGAUAAGAUUACACAAGAAGGAGGGCAGUUCAUGAUCACUUUUCCCUAUGGGUACCAUGCUGGCUUCAAUCAUGGGUUCAACUGUGCUGAGUCAACAAACUUUGCCACCAUUCGAUGGCUUGAUUAUGGAAAAAUAGCUAAACAAUGUACCUGCCGGAAUGACAUGGUGAAGAUAUCUAUGGACAUCUUUGUAGAAAAAUUUCAACCAAGCAGGUACACGCUGUGGAAACAAGGGAAGGACAUUCAAACUAUUGAUCACACAAAACCUACUCCAGAAUCAACUCCUGAGUUGGAGGCUUGGCAGAAACAAAGAAAGGCUACACCAAGAAAAUCUGGAAUGUCUUUGAGGAGUCUCUAUCAGUUGCGAACUCGAUCUAAAAAGCCAAAAUCUCUAGAAGAUGAAACAACAUCAAGCAAACCUGUGCCUAAAGAAGCAACUACAACUGAAGCAUUUAAUAAUGCUAUAAAUGUUAAAGAAGAGCCCAGGAACGGGGCACAGAAAGAACAGACUAGCAAUACAGAAGUAACGAGUACUGAAGAAGAUAGUGUUGAGGCAAUCCAGUUGGAUCAGAAACUGUUGGAUAAAGCUCAGUUGCUUGAAACUGAUACCAAUCUUGCCAGCACCAGAUGCAAAAAUAAAGGUAAUGGAAAGAGAAAACUGGAUGACAGUUUAUCACUAACAUCGACAGAUGCAUUUGGUGCAGUCAACAAUUCUUCAGAACGUUCAAGUGUUGACAUUAAAGUGGAGAGCAGCACAGCCAAGGAUCCGCUGAUGUGUAAACAGGAGGAUGUGUUCUAUGAGAAGGCCAAAUUAUGUCAGAAAUCAUUUGAUGAUAUUGCCACAGAUAAUGAACAGAGCUGCUGGAAACGACGCGAAACUGGCAGUGUCUCCACAGAGGAGGAAACCAGCGAAGCAGAGAGUGGAGAAAAUGGCUUAGAGCCUGGAGAAAUACCAAGUUUUCCAGAACAGUUCAUCAGAAACGUAGGAAAAAAGAAAUCUGCCAAGAGUCGACGGCAUCCGUUGUGCAAACCACCUGCUAGAUCUCCAUCAACUCUGGUCAAACAAGAAUUGAUUAGCGAUGAAGAAUUGGUUGAUUCCACAUCCAAUGAAGAAGAGGUAAAUGAAACUCAGCCUUGGGCCAAACCUCUUGUACAACUCUGGCAGAAUAAACCACAUAAUUUUCAAGCAGAGAAAGAAUAUAAUGAAGAAGUCUCGAAAAUGGAACCAUAUUGUGCCAUUUGCUCACUUUUUUUUCCUUAUUACCAGUUAAGCACCAGAAAGAAGAUGAUAGAUGAGCAAAUUUUCAAGCCUGAUCAUCUCGUGGAAAGCAAAUCUGAAAUCAAAACUGAUACAACUGAGUUGUCACCAUCCAAGCAACAUAAAACUAAACCGCUUAUUCCAGAAAUGUGCUUUUCAUACAGUGAAGAAAGUAAUGAUCUCUAUCCUACCAAUUCAUUUAUUGAAGAGGAUGGAACUAGUUUGUUGAUAUCCUGUGCAAAAUGCUGUCUACAAGUUCAUGCAAGUUGUUAUGGUGUUCCUCUUCAUGAAAUCCAUGAUGGUUGGACCUGUUCUCGUUGUAUGAUUGGUGCUUGGACUGCAGAUUGUUGCCUUUGUAAUUUGAGGGGUGGUGCACUUAAGCAGACUACUGAUAAAAGGUGGGCUCAUGUGAUGUGUGCAGUUGCAAUUCCAGAAGCAAGGUUUGUGAAUGUGGUGGAUCGCAGUCCAGUGGAUGUCACCCGAAUCUCUUUGCAAAGAUUGAAGCUCAAAUGUGUCUUUUGUAGAAAGAGAGUUAAGAAGACUUUGGGUGCUUGCAUUCAGUGUUCAUAUGGACGUUGCCCAACAUCCUUUCAUGUAACUUGUGCCCAUGCAGCUGGAGUCAUAAUGGAACCAGAUGACUGGCCAUAUGUAGUCCUUAUCACAUGCUUCAGACACAAGACAAAUCUCAGCGUAAAAAGCAAAACUUUAUUUCAAGACUUAACAGUUGGGCAGACAGUCAUCUCUAAACACAAGAAUGGACGAUACUAUAGUUGCAGAGUGACUGGGAUUUCAUCGCAGACCUUCUAUCAAGUUAUAUUUGAUGAUGGUUCCUUCAGUGAUGAUCUGUACCCAGAAGAUAUUGCUAGCAAAAAUUGCUUAGAGCUUGGUCCUCCAGCUGAAGGAGAAGUUGUCCAGGUGAGAUGGACUGAUGGACUGCUUUAUGGAGCCAAAUUUGUGUCAUCAAACAUUAUUUACAUGUACCAGGUUGAGUUUGAAGAUGGUUCCCAACUUGUAGUAAAACGUGACGAUGUUUAUACACUAGAUGAAGAGCUACCAAAACGGGUCAAAUCUCGCCUUUCUUCAGCCUCAGACAUGCGCUAUGAAGCUACAUUUUCCACAGAGAACAUUCAGGCGAAGAAACGCCCAAGGGUCCUGAAUUCCAAAUUCAUGAACGAGUACGUGGAUGAUCCUGGUUAUCGUACCUUCUUGGGAAACUUCUUCCAAACACAUUGCCGCCAAGGACAAUAAAAUCAUGCUGACAGCCAAAGAGAGAGCUAUUUUGAUCAGGAUAUUGAUUGAAAAGUCUGACAAAUGUUUUGGAUACAGUAACUUUCAGUAUAUUGCAUUGUAAUACAAAUUUUAUGUGCAAGUUGAGGGAUUGAAGUUAAUUCGUUGUAUAAUGGACUUAAGGCCUCCCUCCAUCCCAGUCCUCCACCCUCUUUUGAAGAACAUAAAGGGACGAAGAAAUAUCUGGAAAUUUCUUCUCAGAACAAGAACUUUUACUGAUAUGAAUGAUUUUUCAAGAGUCUCAAAAUAGGUUCCUAUUUGGGCCCUACGUUUAAAAAAAGUAACAUGCUUAUGUGUACUAAAAUAUUUUUUAUAUUAUUAUUGCUACAGUUUCGAGUAGCAUCUGUUGUGCUUGUUUUUAGCCUUUUAAUUUUAUUGACACUGUUAUGGAAUCACUCUUACUCGGUUCUUUCGCUUUUAUUAAGCUGAACUUUGCAAAAGAGAAAGAAAGUAUCCAUUGCUACCUGAUGGCAGGGUUUUUUUUAUAUUUAAUAAAAGACAGAUAAGUGACAGAUAGUUUGCAAACAAGUACAUUUUAUGUUAUUUGGUACUCAUCAGUUAUAAAAGAAACUCUUGAGGGUUUUAAAAUUAUCAGGAAUUCUUUUCUAUUCUGUAAAACUAGAUAACUGCUUUCUCAAUGAGGUAAAAUGCAUAAGAAUCCUGCAGCAUUUUUGAAGUAGAUGUUAAGGAUGUUUUUAGUAAGAAUCCUUUGCCACACUUAAUCCUUUCCCUUUACCAUUUAGGUGAGCGAGUUAAUGCAGAUUAUAGGUCAGCCCCACUCAGGAUAAAGGGUUUAUACUUGAGUGAUUAACUAUAGCAAAGGUGUGUGAAGUUCAAAUCAUUUGAAGUGCUCUUUAAAACCAGGAACCACAGCUCCUGUAUUAUAGCUGUUUGGCGUAAUUGUUACUUUAUGGUUAUUUAAUGUGAUUUUCCUCUUUAAAUACACUAAAGUUUAUGAAUGGGCAGAGUAGAAUAAAACCGCCAGCACUGAU
Molecule: messenger RNA, 4762 nt
Organism: Chiloscyllium plagiosum (whitespotted bambooshark)
Lineage: Eukaryota; Metazoa; Chordata; Chondrichthyes; Orectolobiformes; Hemiscylliidae
Product: lysine-specific demethylase 4C-like
Biological process (GO): regulation of gene expression; chromatin remodeling
Cellular component (GO): nucleus; chromatin
Molecular function (GO): histone H3K36 demethylase activity; histone H3K9 demethylase activity
Source: RefSeq, a predicted model, not a curated record